AUGGAGCACGAACUGGUGAAGUCGGCGUUUGAGGAAUUGAUGGGCAUAAAAAUGGUGCAAGUCACUGCGAAAGUCACUGCGAGACACAACUUCAAUACAAGUGACCAUAGAUCAAUGGAAGAAAAAGUGUUAAUAGCAGUGAGAGGGCCCCUAGAUCGCAAAAAGGAGAAGAUAAGAGGUCUUGCCGCCGGUACACUCUUUGGAUGCAACGGUAUUGUCAUAAAGAACUACAAGAAAACAAUUAACAGGAUCGAAAUUGCAUGUUUAUAUAUGACAGUUAGAGAAGACAGGAGAGAGGACACGAGUGAAAAUUUAAUAAAUAUAUGGACGAAUAGAUCCAAUGAUUAA
Molecule: messenger RNA, 348 nt
Organism: Ostertagia ostertagi
Lineage: Eukaryota; Metazoa; Nematoda; Chromadorea; Rhabditida; Trichostrongylidae
Source: the annotation of a GenBank genome assembly